AUGAGAGCGGACUCAAAUGUUUUGUUCCUUGUGCCUUUGGAUUUGUUGUUCCUUAUUGCAAUUCCACAAUUGUGCUUGUGUGCAAAUUCAACCUCUGACCACACAAUGGAAGAGCGACAAGCACUUGAAAGUCUCAAAGGAAGUUUCUCCAACAGCUCCAUGUUUGUUUCUUGGGAAGGAAAGGAUCACUGCCAGUGGAAAGGAGUGCAAUGUGAUGCUAUCACCGGACACGUUGUCAAGCUUGUUCUCCAUUGGCAAAAGACAUGCAGUUAUCGUCGAACCGGUUUUGUACGCACGUGCUCAAGACAAAAUUCUAAUGGCGUUCACCCUUCUAUAUUGGAUUUGAAACACUUGAACUAUCUCGAACUCACAGGAAUUUCUUUUGGCAAUGGUCCUAUACCAGCAUUCCUUGCUUCCAUGAAUCAGCUGACACAUCUUAACCUCUCUGACUGUGAUUUCAGGGAAAAGAUUCCUCACCAACUCGGCAAUCUUUCAAACUUGCAGGUUCUUGAUUUCAGUGGAAAUCCUUUAGAUGUUGAUGUAGAUGUUGAUGAUCUGGCUUGGCUUUCAAAACUUUCAUCACUGAAACACCUAGCAAUGAAUGGAGUGGGCCUUGGAAGGGCACAUAAUCUAUUGCAGGUGCUUGAUACCCUUCCUUUCUUGUUGCAAGUAGAGUUUAGUGGAUGUGAUCUUACCAACAUGAACUUUCCUGCUGGCCAUGUUAAUUCUACGUUUCUUGCCAAUGUUCAAGUUCUGAGUCUUGCUCAAAAUUUACUUUCUGACCCUGUUCCUGAUGCUUUUCUGAACAUGAGUUCAAUUGUAGACCUCAACCUUGGUUACAACAAUCUCACUACACUUCCAAAUUGGUUGGUUAAUUUUGAUGCUCUUGUCAAUCUUAAUCUUUCUGGUAAUCCCUUCAAGAGGAUUGAAGCCUCCGUGAUAUCUAUCUUGACAAACAUGUGCUCCCUCCGAUCAUUAGACUUGUCAUCUAGCAUACCUAUUUUUGAAGGGUCGGGGCUAGGUCAGGGAAACUAUUCGGGAUGUGGAAAAUACGAUCUGGAAGUUUUAGUGUUGAGAGGAAAUGGAAUUAAGGACAGUUUGCCUAGUUGGUUUGGACAACUGUCAAAUUUGAAUAUCCUUGAUCUUGCAAUGAAUUUAUUCUAUGGUCCAAUUCCAUCAUCCUUUGGAAAUUUGUUGGCCUUGACAACAUUAGAUCUUUCGGAUAAUCAGCUACAUGGGUCAAUUCCUGCUACCUUUGGACGGUUGUCAUCUUUAGGUUUAUUGGAUCUUUCUAAUAAUCACUUGAAUGGAAGCAUUCCAGAAAGCCUUGGACAACUGAGGAAUCUAGUGACCUUAAGGAUGGUUAAUAACUCAUUCACAGGUAUCAUAUCAGAGAUUCACCUUCGUAACCUCUCAAAUUUGAUAGAAUUUCAAAUAGGAUACAACAAUCUGGAUUUGAAGACAGACUCCAAUUGGGAACCACCUUUCAAGCAUUUACAAGUCCUUGGAAUGGCUUACAAUAAUCUGACACAUUUUCCUCAGUGGGUUCAAACACUGGAGCAACUUUUUACAUUAGACAUCUCUAACAAUCAGAUUAGAGGAAAUAUUCCGAGAGAUUUUGGUCAUCAUCUUCCAAACCUGUAUAGGCUAAAUCUCCGUACUAACCUUAUAGAAGGUUCGAUACCAGACUCAUUGUGCGAGAUGGAAAACUUGUUCAUUCUCGAUCUCUCAGAAAACAGAUUUUCUGGCACAAUUCCUGAUUGUUGGGUAAAGCAGUUUUUCUCCGUCUUAAAUGUGGCAUCAAAUCGGUUAUCCGGCACCAUUCCAAACUCAUUUGGGAAUCUUACAGUGGGAUGGUUGAAUUUGAGCAACAAUAGCCUCCAUGGAGAGCCUUUUCAACCCUUGCAAAGCAACGAAUGGUUGCAGAUUUUGGAUCUCGGUGAGAAUCAAUUUACCGGAAAAAUACCUUCUUGGUGGGCAGCACAAACUGUUCUUGAAAUUCUGAGACUGCGGGGGAACUUGUUCAGUGGUGAUAUUCCGACAUCUCUCUGCCAGUACUAUAAUGUAAAAAUCCUGGACCUUGCUGAUAAUAAUUUGUCAGGUUCAAUCCCUCCUUGCAUUGGUAAUUUCCGGGGUAUGAUGAUAAAUGGAGUUGAAGCACCACCAGCAUUCACUUAUGAUGCAGAUGAAUGGGCAAAAAGGCAUUUCAAGCAAUUCUUGAAAGGAAAUGAAUAUGAUUACACAAAAAAAUACGCAUAUCCGCAUUUGGUAAACAUAGACUUGUCAAGUAACAGUCUCAUGGGAUCAAUCCCUGCCGGUGUAACCUCUCUUUCAGGAUUGAUUGGCUUGAACUUAUCACAUAAUCACUUGUCAGGAAAUAUCCCAAGCAAUAUAAAGAAAAUGCAGUCGCUGGAGUCUCUGGAUUUCUCCAACAAUAACCUUUCUGGUCCCAUCCCAACCGACAUGUCCAUCAUGCAUAAUCUAGGUUUCUUAAACUUGUCCAACAAUAAUUUAUCAGGUUCCGUUCCAACAAAUGAUCAUUUUUUGACCUUUGAUAAUCGAUCUUUUGCUGGCAAUCCACAUCUCUGCGGAGAAUUCCUGGCGAAUAAAUGUUCCAUCGGUGAUGGGGUACCUAGCCAUGAAGACAACAAUGAGAUCGGUGAUAAGAAAGAAAAUGUGUUGUUUUACUUAGUCAUUGCACUUGGUUUCAUAACAGGGUUUUGGGCAUUCUUCGGAACUCUGUUUUUGAGAAAGGAUUGGAGACACGCAUACUUUCUUUAUGUGGAUGGGGUUGUGGAUAAGAUGUAUGUAACAAUAAUGGUAAGAGUAGCAAGUGUUGGAUCGUGA
Molecule: messenger RNA, 2847 nt
Organism: Vigna umbellata (rice bean)
Lineage: Eukaryota; Viridiplantae; Streptophyta; Magnoliopsida; Fabales; Fabaceae
Product: receptor-like protein EIX2
Molecular function (GO): protein binding
Source: RefSeq, a predicted model, not a curated record